Exophiala xenobiotica is the source of this 1750-nucleotide messenger RNA. RefSeq lists its product as uncharacterized. NCBI's taxonomy places the organism in Eukaryota, Fungi, Ascomycota, Eurotiomycetes, Chaetothyriales, Herpotrichiellaceae. The transcript has 2 exons. The coding region runs from base 551 to 1561 and encodes 336 amino acids. The record is from RefSeq and is a predicted model, not a curated record.
CUGGCCUCCCCCUCUUAUGAUCUUACCAUGCCGAUACGUCUGGAGGUCACGCAAAUUAGAGGUCUCCAUCUACAGGGCAUGUGCUCACUGUGCUAAGAUCCGCAGCAAAAUCCAAGUCGUCCCCAUUGAGAGAUCAACCAAAAAACCAUGUUUCCGCCUGAUCAGCCUGAUCUGGCUGUUUGUCAUUUCAAGUUCGUGAAACUCAAUCAGAAAUGAUAUAAACAAAUUGCCUCAGACGCCUUUCUCUGAUCUUCGCGUACGCCAUGAGGUUGAGCAUCGGGAAAAAUCAUGGCGGGACUUUCCAAGGCACAAAUCGUAUGCCUCGAAAAUCUCGUAAGUCAUCGAGGCACAAACGAGCCCGGGAUCAGGUGAACGCCUCCUGAUCCAGGGCAAGCCUGAGGAAGGUUGAUCCCAUCGCGAAAGGUGGAACCCACGCGCCUCGAGCUCAUACACAAAUACAUCGCCAUCUUCUCUCAACCUCUUUCUUUUCUUCUCUUCAGACGAAGGCGCUCUGUCAACACUGCUGAUGAACAUUUAGGUGCUGGUCACGAUGUCAUUCACAACUACGAGCUCUUCGUCCUGUAGCCCUGCACCCAGGUGGUGUUGGGCUACAGAAGGUUUGUACUCUGACACCUCCUCUGACAUGCUGAACUACGUCGCAGGUGAUUUUCAUCGAUCUCCGUCGCGAUCCACGAACUCGAUCUUCGGUCCUUCUCCCUCCUCCCCUACUCCUCCCUCUCCUCCUUCACGCCGACUUCCUACUCUCCGCACGCCGAUAGUCCGCCAUGCCGGUCCCUGGCUCCGAGCCGCCGAGUCUCCCCGACGUCGACGACAGCCACGGAUCCGACCAUCGCCAAGACCGGGGCCCGCCCCGUUUCACUAUCGACGAGCGCCGAGUGCAGAGUCCCCGUGCCGUAUGCCAAGUGUCUCCCCUCUCCCAUUGAUCGGGUCCCCUUCCCCCACGCCAAAGGUCAAAGCGUUCUCUAAGGCUGGUCCUUUCGUCCACCCGUUGUAUUACGGGCCGAGGUUCCAGCCGAAGCCACGGUCGCCUCGACGAGCUUUCGAGACCCCAACGCCGCCUAGACCCAAAGCGUUCUCCAUGGCCGGUCCCUUCGUCCACCCCUUCUACGUCGGCCCGAGAUUCCACCCCAAGCCACGGUCCCCUCGAAGGGCUUUUGCGACGCCUUCUCCGCCAAGACUCAAGGCGUUUUCAAAAGCCAGUAGCUUCGUCCCGUGCCUUCCCACUGCUUCCCCUGGCGUACGCCGCGUCCGCGUUAUCGGUCCAAAGCUACGCCGCAGUGGUUCCGACACCGACGCCUUGACAACGACGGUGUUUUCCGGCAGCCAAACCGGCGACUUCGAUUCAGAUGAGGCGUUCCUCGAGGACACAUCUGACAUCGAGUCACCGAUCCGGGAUUCACCGAUUGUCCCAGUCAUCUCAUACCGCACACAGCCAAGCACAGCACUGAUCUCCUCCUCUGGAGGGUUCUUUGCUCGUUGCGGAGAGAUCCUCGACUCGGUAGUCCACAAGGUGGUCACAUGGGUCCGAUCAUGGUUUUGAGGCCAGACAAUUUCCGGCAGACACUUCUUUCUCAAGUGGCAUACGGUACGGGCAAUGUGAAGGAUGGAGGUUCUUGGUGUUGUUGUUGUUGGUGUGGUGGUGGUGGUUGAUGGUGGUGGUGGUUGAUGGUGGUGGUGGUUGAUGGUGGUGGUGGUUGAUGGUGGCGGUGGUUGAUGGUGGUGGUGGUGG